CAUCAAUUGUGCGGACGCUUAAUAAUUUAUUUCUUCAAAUAGUCAAUAAAAUUGCAAAAAAAUUAUAAAUAUUUAAAAAAAAUAGUGAAAAUACAAUAGAUAUUAUUAGCAUUAUUAAAAGUCGGUGAAAAUACUGCUUAAAAAUUAGAAAAAAAUUGCAAAUGAAAAUUUUCUUUAGCAGACAAGAAAGAAACGAAAAAAUUAAGUUUUUUAAUCGAAAAUUGAUCUCAUUGAGCUGGAAUUAAAAACUGCGUAAAAAAUGGAAUAAUUAAAGCGGGAAUCUAAUAAAACGUCAAACGCAAAUUUUCCUUACAACAACUACUACAAUUAUAAGAAAAUGACAACAAAUUCAACUAGCAGUGACUUGUAUUUGAGACCAUUACCCUAUUUGGAUACCAAAUGGGUGCGUGCCGAUCUUAUAGCCAGUCUGCGUAAUCCUGAAGAUGCUGCCAUUUUAUGGAAUAAUCUUAUACAGGAUUGUGAGUUGGUGUCGUCUCCCUCGUGGGCGGUGGUAAAUGCAGCUGGUAAUUUGUGUUAUCUGGGUGACGAUGGCAAACACUAUUGUGGUGUACAAAAACUACAAUGUUCCUGUUGCCCCAACGAUUAUUGCGGCCCCUUGUCGGCCUGUAAUUGCAGUGCUUGUCAUGCUUUGGAUUCAGAUGCAACUAUAAAAAAGGUGACUACGGCUGCGCAGGCUGCAGCGGCGGCAGCUCAACGUAUAGCCAGUGAUGCUAUCUUUGAAUCGUGGCUAUGGGGUCAAACUCCGAAUAAUGCAGCUAAAGUUGAGUGUCAGAAAACCUUGCUAAAUGAAUUGCACGACAUUUCUUUACAAGCUGCUGGCAAUUGUCUAUCUUCAAUACAUUUGCGUCAACAAUUGUUUAUCUAUGAGCGUUAUUUUGUCUCACUGGCUAGAUGUAAACAACAGCAUCAGCAGCAGCAACAACAGCAGCAGCAGGCACAAAUGCAACAACAGCAAACUUUGGAUAUACCGCUUUUGCAGCCACCACAACCAUCUAACUCUAAUAAUCCUUUUUUAAAUCCUUCGGAUAAAAAUAUGCAUAAAUUUCAAGAUGAUAGUCGUCUAUCAAGUCGUGAACGUUUUGCCAAAUUUGCCCAACAGUCAUCUUCGCAGGAAUUACGUUCGCCAGGACGAGAAAGUGAACGUGCCACUUUGGGUUUGGCUAGAGUAUGCACAAGGGCAGCUUUAAAUUUUUCAUUUUUCUUUUUGCGUCGUGCCUGGCGUUCGGGUGAAGAUACCGAAAUGUGCAGUGAAUUAUUGUGUGAAGCCUUAGAAUCUUUGCAGGAUCUACCGGAAGCUUUGCUUUUCGAUACAACACAGGUUUCACCCCUUUGGAUUGAAGUGUUAGAACGUUCUAUUAAAUUUCUACGUCAAGUUGCCUUAGGUGAUCCCAUGGGUAAUCGUUGUACAGCACCCAAAGAAGAUCGUCAUACUGCUCUUUGUCUACUACUUGAACUGGGAGCACAAAAAGGCAGUUUAGCUGCUUCUUUAGAAGCCGUAGUUCUACUUUUAACUCUCUGGGAUAAAGAUAAAGCUACAGAUGAUAAUCGUGAUGUACCACAAAAUGCUGGAGCUCCUCUGGUGCCCAUACUCAAACGUUAUGAAGCCAUUGGCAAUUAUGGUCUAACCGCCAACAACGCUCCAGACAUUUUACCCUCCAGUGCUACUGAAUGUUUCUUACGUUUUCUUACUUUACCCGAGCAGGAAACAGCGAAUGUAGACUUGAAACAAGCUGCUGUAGUUAUAAUCUCCCACUUGGAUCGUUUGGCCAAGCCACACAUGCCAACUGGACAUUCCAUACAAAUGCCCACAAACUUUGCCAUGAAUAAUGCACACAAUAAGACUUCAAUGGGUUCGUGUGGCAAAACCACUUCCCUGCCUAAUCAAAAUUCUCAAGAAAGUGUUUCCACCUCUAAUAAUAACAAUAAUUUGUCGGCCAGCAGCACUCCUCAGCUGCAUGAGCAGCGCAUCUAUGCCUUGGGUUGGCUAUCAUUGAAUCCUAAUCAAUACGGUUUUACUGCAGAGCCGGCUGUGGGUAUAUCCCUGCCAGGAGUCAAUAAUAUCUGUUCGCAAUAUUCAGCACCUGUUUUGAAUUUUUAUUUUCAAGUUCAACAGGUGGUUAUAUCGGAGGAAUAUGUGUUGUUUUUGACCCAGGAUGGUAAAAUGUAUACCUGGCGCAUUUCUAAACCGGAAACCGAACCCAUGUUGAUAGAAGAGUUGGCAGAAAUUCAUAUAAUAUCUGUAGCAGCUCAUUGCGAAGGCCGUCAUUAUUUGGCGGUGGAUAGUAUGGGUAAUGCUUAUUCCUGGGGUAAUGGUGUAGGUGGUCGUUUGGGUCAUGGUGAUACUUUGCCUCGAGAACUUCCUACAAAAAUCAUUAGCUUAGAGAGAUCAGUUAAAUCGAUUCAUGUGGGUUGCACUUACAGUGCAGCCAUUACCUACAAUGGUACCUUGUUUACCUGGGGCCGUGGCACCUAUGGACGUUUAGGUCAUGGCAAUUCAGAUGACAAAUUAUUACCCACUCAAGUAUCAGCUUUAGCAGAACAUAAAAUAGUGGAUGUAGCUUUGGGCAGUGGAGACGCCCACACUUUAGCUGUUACUGCCUCAGGCUUGGUAUAUGCUUGGGGUGAUGGUGAUUUUGGCAAACUAGGAAAUGGUUCCUGUAAUGGCUCACAAUUGCCACAACUUAUCGAAACUUUACCUCGAGUACAGCGUGUCUUUGCGGGAGCUCAAUUUUCGGUGGCCUUAACGUCUGAGGGAAAACUCUAUUCUUGGGGUAAGGCCAGCGGAGGACGUUUGGGUCAUAAUCAGCUGGACAAACAAGUACAAUGUUUGAGUACUCCAAAACUUAUCAAUAAUUUACAAACAAAAAUCAUCAUAGAUGUAGCCAUAGGCGUUUCUCAUUGUUUGGCUUUAAGUUCAAAUGGUGAGGUUUUCGGAUGGGGACGCAAUGACUACCAGCAAAUAUGUCCGGCAUCUAUAUGCCGUGAUCCUUUAGUUAAACAACCUAUAUUGGCCACACAUCCCUCGGUUUAUGCUUUUGGAAUAGCUUGUGGUGCCGCACAAAGUAUUAUCUGGAGUCAAACAUCUAUACAGGGUAUUCCAUCCCGUAUUCCCUUUGUAAUAGAUUUAAGUGAACAUACUUUUCGUUUAUUGGAUCAAUUAUUGGGUAUGGUCUCUGGUCAGGAUUCCAAUAAUCGUCAAACACCAAAUCAAGAGGCGGAAUGCAUAGCAGUGGCUUGUUUAAAUCUAUUAAGACUUCAGUUGCAUGCUUUAAUAGCCAAUGGUGUUGCCCCUAAAACGGUGGGUCUGUCGGAAGGUUCUCGUCUACUGGUGAGUUUAAAAACUCGCAUUCUAAGUUUAGCGGGUGGUGCCAAUGUCUUAAAAACCAUGCAAGAGGCAGCCCAAUGGGCUUUGCAGGUAGGUUGGAGUGUUUUACUGCCCACCGCUUCGGAAAGAGCACAAACUUUAACUUCACUGCUGCCCUCAGAGCCGGGUAUAUCUACUGCGGGACAUAGAUUUAUGACUGAUCUCUUGGUGGGUUCUCUAAUGGCCGAAGGAGGCUUGGAGACAGCUUUAAAACAAGCCAUACGUUUGGAAUCUAAUGAUUGUGCCGAUAAUGGUCAUAACUUGCCUCUACUACAUCUUAUAAAACAACUAUUGCGCAACAACUCAGCCUUGACUCAAGCUAAACUAACACAAUUACUGCUUAGCACUGGUAUCGUUAAGCCGGAAGAGGAAAGUCCUUCUUUAUCUUCCUUAUCUAUACUACAUUCACAAGAACACUCAAGUCCUAGUUUAGAUCUACUACAUCGUUUUCAACGCCUGCUAUUUUCUCAUAUUCACCAGAGCCCCAAAACAGAAGAUCUAACGGGUGCUGAACUUUUGCUUAGCAAAUAUCUACAAAGUGCUAUUAGUCUCUGUAUACAUUCCCUACAAAAAGCCCAUGAAAUUGCUUUGCAAGGCAAAGAAGGUGUGGCUGAUAUUCUCAUGACUGAUAUAUCCGAUACUCUACUCUAUGAAUUGCUUAUUGGCCUUAUAAUCCUUAAAAGAGAUAAAGCAAAUCUAAUGCCUGCCUUUGAUUGGUCUCAUCAUUUUGUUCCGCUUUUGCAUGCUUUGGAUAACUUGAAUCGUUUAAUAUGUGAUAGUGAUAUUCAGGAUUCCGAUGAUUUGGGUUGGCCGGGUAUUAUAUGUCGUGGUAAUCUUAAAAAUACUACAACCAAUACACAACCAGAAGAGCUGAUGCUGAUAAGAAAACAUGAUUUUGAAAAUCAUAUUUUAGAUGGCGGUAAAUGGGUGAUAAUAACUGGUUAUGUCUGUGAUCUAAACGAUUAUCAAAAUGAAUCUGCCGCCGUGAAUGAUUUUCUUGAAGAUAGCAUUGGUAAAGAUCUUUCCUCGGAAUUAGGUAAUACUACCUAUCGUUCCUGCUUAGAAUUUAUAUUAAAUCAUCAUAAAGUCGGACGCUACGCUCCGAAUAUAAGUGAAGAAAAGCCUCAUUUGCAACAAAGUAAAGUGCUAACCCAUUUUAACUCUGAAAGAUGUUUAUCUUAUCUAUUGGGUCUAGUAGCUAACACCCUACAGAUAGGUCCUCCUCCACAACCAGCCGAGUUACAAUGUAAAUCUAUUAUAAAAUCCAAUAUCAUAAGUGGUGGCCUGCAGGUAUUACAGCCCAGUAAUCCUUUCGAUGAGGAAAAAGGUGAAGCACGUAGUAGUGCCAGUACAGCUGGUAGUACACCCACAGAACCACCAGUACAUGCCAUAGCCUCGGUAGGAGUAAUGCAAACUUCAGCAAAUAACAUACAACAUCGCAUAGAAACCUUGGUAUCUGGCCUCUCUGAUGGUCGUUUAACUGAUCCUUUGGUAGUUACUUGGAUGACUAUAUCGGAACGUUUUUGCAAGGAUAACAAUUUAAUAUGGCACCAAGAAUUUCCCCCAGAACAUCCGGUACAAGAGUUAGAACGCCUUCUUACAGCAGUCCUUAUAAGGCAUCAAAGUCUGGGCGGUUUAAUACUCUCCACCAUAGAGAAAGAAUUGACUGGAGUUACAGCUGCUAAUUCGGUUUAUAAGCUACCCAAACAAAUUGCCGAAAUAAUACGUUUAAUUUAUCAAACUAAAUGGUCGGUGGUGCGUAUAAGACAGCAGUUAAAUCGUAGUUAUAAGGAGGUGUGUGCUCCCAUGUUGGAACGUUUACGUUUUCUGCUCUAUGAAAUAAGACCAGCUGUUAGUCUAGAACAGGAGGGUUUACGCAAACUGUCUAUACUGCACAAAUUGCCACGUUUUAAACAAAUUGUACGUAAGAUUAUAGCGGAAAUGCGUGUGGCUAAGAAGCAAUUGGUAUGUGCUAAACCGGAGGAUAUUUUAAAUGUUACAAUACAAAGUCAAAAUGUGGCACAGAAGUUGCAGUCACAAUCACAAGAAUCUCUUUUGGAAGCCGGCUUAUCUGUUAGCAUCGAUAAAAAUUCAACAUUAGCCACAGAUCCUUCUCUUAUGCCGAUUGCAACAGUCCAAAUACCUUCGCCUCUUACCAAUCAUCCUUCUAAUGAGAAUCUACUCGAAGGCAGUGAUAACAAUCUUAUUUUAUCCGAACGUAAAACAUCAAGUGAAGAAAUUAAAUUUCAAGCAUCUGAUCUUGAUUUUGAUGAUAAAAAACCCGAACAGGAACCCAGACUUAGUAACGAUGUCAUACGUAAACUCUGUGAAAAAUGGUAUUUUUCUGGCGAUCUAAAUACUCAAUUAAUGAAUGAAAUUGUCGAAUUUGUUAUGCAAGAAAUCUGUGAUGUUGAAACGGUACGACGAGCCAUGUACUGUCAAGUGCAACGCUAUCAAAUACGUCGCCAAGGUUUAGAAAUGUUUCACACAAUUCUGCAAGUAAAUGGUCUUAUGGAUGCAGUGAAAUAUAAUAUGUUAAGUGGUUAUUUAGGUUUACAUCUAAAGGGUAAUAAACAUACUACCACAAAUAUUUUGGAUGAUGUUGGCUCUAUAACAGCGUUCCAAAAGGCGAAUUUAAUUUUGGCUCAGGCUCGUAUUUUAGAAUGGGCCGUACAAGAAUUACAAAGACUGGUUAAUCAAGAACAAAUACAUUUAAAAUCGAAACAUAAUAAUGCUGGCAAGGAUAAUACCAAUUUGGGUACUUAUGUAUUCUUGAAGAAAUUGCCCAGAGCCAGAUUUCUUUUAAGUAUUUUCGGUAUAUUGGCUAAGGAUAUAGGAGCUAAUGAACUUAGUUUACUUAUUAACUCGGGCACAUUGGGUACGGUAUUGGGUUUGUUAAGUCAAACCGGAGGUGAUGUGCCGGCAGUUAAAAACACCUAUGAAUUAUCUACAGUUUAUGAGGAUACUAUACUCAAGCAAAAAUCAAAUAAAGCUAAUUUAACAGGACCAGAAUUGGCGAAGCUAAUGAAGAUUGGUACACGAAUUGUUAGAGGAGCUGAUUGGAAAUGGGGUGAUCAAGAUGGUAAUCCACCGGGUGAGGGUAGAAUCAUAAGUGAAGUGGGUGAAGAUGGUUGGGUACGCGUUGAAUGGUAUACGGGAGCCACAAACUCUUAUCGCAUGGGCAAGGAGAAUCAAUAUGAUUUGCGUUUAGCCGAUAGUGCAUUAAAUAUUGUUUCUCCCGAUUCUGAGACUGAAAAAGAUGAAAUUGCCAGUGAUUCUUCCUUGAAUGGUGAAUCUCAUCCUACGAAAUUAUUACGUUAUGCUUGUACGAAGCUAUUGCAAAUCGUUUCCGUGGGCAUUGGUUUACAUUCCGAAAAAAUGGACAAGAAUGCUGUGCGAGGCAUAUCAUCUAUGUUUCGUGCUAUUUUAAAUCCCGACUCAACCUUGGCCAACAUUUGCGGUUUAGACAAUUGGACUACUUUGGGUUUUCUAAAGGCGAUUGCAGGUGAAUCUGCAAUUCUAUCAAAGUAUUUAACAUCACCCAUUUGGAUAGAUUUCUAUAUAAACUUAUUGGAACAGCCAACAGUGCGUGAACAAGAUGUUUUUCGUAAAAUACAUUGCUUGCGACUACUACAAAUUGUAUUAAUUCACUGGACCGAUGAAAGCGAUCUGCCACAAAUGAGCUCUCUAGUACGACAAAUAUUCUCUACUUUAGGCAAAAUUACUCUAUAUUGCCCUAAUGAUUCGUCGCUUUUACAAACAACGGCGGAAAAUAAACCUCGAAUUCUAUUGACCGCUUCCCACUCGGGGACCGUAGCUGAAGAAAUUAUAACAUUACUGAGAAAAUUACAUACUCUUCCCAUAUGGAAUACGGCCAUAAAUUCGUUUCUUUCGCAAAAGCUUUGUGUGGCGGCUGAAUUAUUUGGGGAAGAUGGUUUGGAUUUACAGCAUUUGGAGAAUGAAUAUAUAUUUGUAAUGGGUGUUUUAACAACUAUCGGUGGUUGUGAUAUACGACCAAGAGUGGGAUUGCAGGUUUGCCAUGAAGGUACUACUGCUACAAUAUGUGGUUUUACUACUAAGGGAAAAUGUCUAUUGAGCACCGACAAUCAGUCAUUAAAUGGUGAAUGUAGAAAGAUCUCUUUAAGUGCUGCUCUGGAGAGUGCUGACUAUUCGGUAUUUAGUUUAUCACGUUUGCCUAUGAAUGAAAUGUUGCUUAACUCUUGGUCGGUAUUAUUGUAUGGUCCCGGAGAACGUAAGGAAUCUGUACCGAACAUUAUAGAUAUAAGUUUGUUGAGAUCUCAACAAAUACAGUUGUCAGUUUUAAACUCAAACUGUGUGCUCUAUAGACAUCAAACUUCAUUGAGAAAGAUAUUAAAACAAAGAUCACCGGGAAUGUGCUCAUAUUCCUCCGAAGAAAGUGUUUCAGAAGAGGAACAAGCUCAAAAAUCUGCCGGCAAUGUUGAGCAGCAUAAUCAAAAUGAGGUUAAUAAUGAAGAACCUUUGAAUAGUUCAUUUGUUGGUUCUAAUGAAACGGAACUACUCAUACAAAGCAUACUUAUACGAGCUACCCAACCUUCUCCAGUCAAGGCCUGCUAUACCUAUAGUGAAUUAGCUACAGCUGCUCUUAAUUGUUCCCAGGUUUUAGCCUCACAAGUACACUCGGAGUUAAAUGAUCUGACCUCAUCUACAUCACGUUUAGGUGGUAUAAUGCCCACAAUGCAACCCACCAUGAUACAUGGUACUCCCAUCUAUAAUAUGGGUGUUUAUGAUGAAGCUACUGGCACUUCGAAUACCUCGAAUCCUUCUAAUUUAGAAUUAAAAGAAACAGAUACAUCUAUCAACACUUCGGCUUCCUUAAUUUCGCAAAUCAUGGAAAUGGGUUUUAGUAAAAAAUCUGUGGAAUUGGCUGUAAAACAACUUACUAUUUAUCCAAUGACACCAACACCCGAGCAAAUUGUUCAAUGGAUAUUAGAACAUCCCGAUAUUUGUAAUAAUACUAUAGAUCCCGGCGACUAUAAUGAUCCCACAGAAAUAAUGGGACACUCAACAUCAGAUGCUUCUUUGCCUCAACAACAGAAAUUAAGUUCAUUGCAAGAUCCCGAAUGUGAUAUUGAUAAUGAAAGUGUUGACACUAGUUCGGAUACUGUGGAGGGUUCUUCGAUACAAGAUCAACCAUUUAAAUAUGAGACUAGACAAGAUUUUCAAACCGCCGAUCAGUAUGCCAUGUAUGUAAGAGGUCUAGUGUGUCCGGGCAUGAUAGUACGUUGUUGUCGUGAUUUUGAGGAAAUUAAAAAAGGCGACAUUGGUACUGUUCUUAAGGUGGACACCGAAGGUCUUCAUGAUCUUAAUGUGCAAGUUGAUUGGCAAUUACAUGGUACCACCUAUUGGGUGUGUUUUGUGCAUAUUGAGCUAUUGGAAAAACCUGUAGAAAAACUAACUUCAACGGCUAUGAAUUUAGAGAGACAAACAUCGCAAAUUGUUAUAGGUUCCCAGGUGCGCAUGAGAGCGGCACCACGCUAUAAAUGGGGUAAUGUAAUGCGCGGCAGUGUGGGUACAGUAACCGCUGUUUGUGGCAAAAAUAUUAGUGUUGAUUUUCCCCAACAUCCGGGAUGGAAGGGUUCCGUAAAUGAUAUAGAAACGGUGGGUACCUCUGUACAAGGCAGUACCCUCUUGGGUUUCAACAGCCUAUCAGCACCAGCAGCUUCGGAUCUAAUAGAAGAUUGGUCGCGCUGCAUACGUUCUUUGAGUGUGUCUUCAAAUGAAAUGACAGCUAAACAUUUACUUGAUCGUAGUCCCAACUGUUGGCAAAGUUCUUCGAGUACCCAGGGAAAACAUUGGAUUCGUUUGGAAAUGCAUGAAAAUGUUUUAGUGCACAGUCUGACCGUUACGGUGAGUCCUUCCGAUCAUUCGCAUAUGCCUUCGUUGGUGGUGACACGUGUGGGAGAUAGUAUUGGUAAUUUAAAAGAAUAUUCCUGGAUAUCGAUUAAAAAUACUGAUACCACAGUACCUCUUAUGACCGAUGUAAGGCAAUAUUAUCCUUGGAUUGAAAUAGUUAUAAAACAGUGUCGCAAUAAUGGCAUACAAUGUAAAGUUCACUCGCUGAAUAUCAUUGGAAGGCGUAAACAAACUGAUUUGGAUUUAAUGCUAAUGAAUGCUUCAUUUUUGGCUUGUGAAUACGAUAAUAUGUCCGAUUCUAAUCAAAAUCUUUCUUUAUCCUCUUAUGCCGAUCCUAAAUCAUCGUUAUGUGAUCCUCCUUGUACCGUUAUGGUUUGGGGUUUGAAUGAUAAAGAACAAUUGGGUGGCUUGAAAGGUUCCAAGGUUAAAGUACCGACUUUCUCUCAAACCAUAAGUCGUUUAAGACCGAUACAUAUUGCUGGUGGUUCUAAAUCCCUAUUUAUAGUCUCACAAGAUGGUAAAGUUUAUGCUUGUGGAGAGGGUACUAAUGGUAGAUUGGGUCUGGGAACAAGUGCUAAUAUUUCAGUGCCGCGUCAAGUUCCCGUUUUACACCAAUACGUUGUCAAAAAGGUGGCUGUUCAUUCGGGUGGCAAACAUGCUUUGGCUUUAACUUUAGAUGGAAAAGUAUUUUCAUGGGGCGAAGGAGAAGAUGGCAAACUUGGCCAUGGUAAUCGCUUAACUAUGGACAAACCUAAAAUGAUUGAAUCUUUAAGGUCUAAGAAAAUAAGAGACAUUGCUUGUGGCUCUUCUCACAGCGCUGCCAUAACAUCAGCGGGAGAGCUGUACACCUGGGGCUUAGGCGAAUAUGGCCGUUUGGGUCAUGGCGACAAUGCUACACAAUUGAAACCGAAACUUGUGGCUGGUUUAAGUGGUAAACGGGUUAUACAAGUGGCCUGUGGAAGUCGAGAUGCACAAACGUUGGCUUUAACUGAAGAUGGUGCCGUUUACUCCUGGGGUGAUGGUGAUUUUGGUAAAUUAGGUAGAGGUGGUUCAGAAGGUUCUUCGGUACCUCAUGAAAUCGAACGUUUAACCGGUAUUGGUGUCAUACAAAUUGAAUGUGGUGCUCAAUUUAGUUUGGCCUUAACGCGUACAGGCGAAGUAUGGACUUGGGGUAAAGGAGACUACUAUCGUUUGGGUCAUGGUACCGACCAACAUGUGCGAAAACCACAAACCAUACAGGGACUACGAGGACGUAAGGUCAUACAUGUAGCCGUAGGAGCUUUACAUUGUUUAGCCGUCACAGAUACCGGACAGGUUUAUGCAUGGGGAGAUAAUGAUCACGGCCAGCAGGGAUCUGGUAAUACGGUGGUGAAUAAAAAACCUGCUUUAGUUAUAGGUUUAGAUUCGGUUUUCGUAAAUCGUGUAGCUUGUGGAAGCUCUCAUUCUAUUGCUUGGGGUCUACCGCAAUCACCGUCAGAAGAUGAAAAGAAAGGCCCGGUACCAUUCGCCACCACUAAGGAUCCUUUGGGUGGCACCAGUUUGGGAAUAUAUGAUGCUGAACCAGUUACUACCACAACAUCAUCAGCCAUUAGUUCGACCACCAAAAAUUCCGUAAAAGUCAGUUUGAGUGAAACUUUGUUAAAUCUUGAAACGAACGGUGCUCGCCAGACAGCUUUGAACUAUGUACUCAAUGCCAUGAGUAUUUUACAGGCCCGUCAGCUAAUUGUGGCCGCCUUAACCAGUCACAGCAAGGUUAAUUUGAAUGAGCGCGUAAGCAGUGAAAUUGAACAUGAUUAUGGCAGUUUUAGAGAGAAUUCUGGUCACAACAAUAAUGCUCAACAGCAAACUAACAAUAAUGCUAAUGAUAUUAUAGCCCAAGGAGGAGGGGAAGCCUUGGCAGAUGCCACCGAUCCAGCCGUACAUGAGCCAUCACCUGAGGCUGAUAUACAACCUGCCCCUGCAGGUCCUUUAAGUGCUUUUCAAAGUUUGACGGGAUCUCUAUCACUGUCAGCCUCUUUGUCUAGUGCCGCUCCACACAAACAUUCGAAAAUGUCCGCUAGUGCCAUGUCCGUCAUGGCAGCCACUAUGACCAAUCAGGAAGAAAUGAUAAAUGAGACUUCUUUAACCGGAUUAGAUGAUUUUACCUCCUUACUAGGAGAAUCAGAGGCUAAGAGUUUGGUUGAAUUAUUAAAACUAAGUGUUGCCGGUAGAACUGGACCUUCAAGUACUUCACAGACCAUUGCGGAGACUUUGAUAGCAUUGGGUUCGAAUAGUCCUUCCAUAGGAGCUAUGUUAUUGGAAACUUGUAUAACCGAAUUGGAAGAUCUGUGUACUUCCCGUCAUAGCUUAGGCAAAGUUCCAAAACCGGUAAUGCAGGAAAGCAGUCAUCCUUACGUUGAUAAUGUAACCACCAAUGGUCAUGUUAAAAUACCGGGAGCUGAAGCCUUACGUUUGGAAUUUGAUUCGAAUUGUUCGACCGAGAAACGUAAUGAUCCUUUAGUUAUAAUGGAUGGCUCAGGACGUAUAAUUGCCAUGAGAUCUGGACGAGAAUUUGCCCACUGGGCUUCAGAGAUACGUAUACCCGGAGAUGAAAUGCGUUGGAAAUUUACCUCCGAUAGCUCGGUUAAUGGUUGGGGUUGGCGUUUUUGGGUACAUGCCAUAAUGCCGGCUUCUUUGAUGAACGAACGGGGCUCUGAUCGAGCAGUGCUCUCUCAGCCAUCUAUGCCUUUAGUGAUGGCGUUGUUAGAUGAGCGUUUGAGUCCCAACAAUAGCAGUGUUUUGUUGCGUUUAGCGGCUGCCUUGGCGUCGUGUGCUCAACUGAAUUCACUGACCACUGCUCAACGUAUAUGGUCGUUAAAACGUUUACACGCAGUAUUACUCUCGAAAUAUGCUCCCAAACCAUUAGAUGUUUCUUUGAACCCCAUACUUAUGCCUUUGAUACCAGAACUUUUGCGUCAAUACGAGUACGAAGAACCUCAAGUGAGGGGAGGCAUACACCUCAUGCAUUCGGAUUACUUUAAAACUUUAGCAGCUUUGGCAUGUGACAUGCAAUUAGACUCGGUAUUACCACCAGCUGACGUUCAUAAAUGGGCCUGGUUUAAGAGAUAUUGCAUAGCCGUAAGAGUGGCUCAGUCUUUAAUUAAAAGAAGCGAAUUGCCCAAAGCAUUUUGUAUGGAAGUACGCAAGAAAUUUGCCGAAAUGAUGCCUCAACCACAAAUACAUACGCCUCAAGCAGGAGGUUCCAUGAUGAAUAGUACAACUUCCAUCGGAUCCUCCACAAGUACGGCUAGUAAUCCAACGCCUUCGCCACAACCUUGUCUACCCGGUUGUUCUUCUUCCUCGAAUAUGGUUAAUACUUUAACACCCAGUUCUAGCAGCUUAAUACAAUACAUUGACACAGUGAUGACCUUAUCUCUGCACGAAAAUAUGGCUUCAUGUGGUGGCGCAGCUUGCAGCUCAAAUGUAGCCGUCGAAAAUAUACAGUUUAUGCAUGAAGACCAUAAUCUGUUUAAAGCCGAACAUGAUAGCCAGCUUUUGCAGUGGCUCAAUAGACGUCCCGAUGAUUGGGCUUUGUCGUGGGGCGGAGCCAGCACUAUUUAUGGCUGGGGUCAUAAUCAUCGUGGCCAAUUGGGUGGCUUAGAAGGAAGUCGCAUUAAAACGCCUACACCUUGUGAAGCUCUGAGUUUGCUAAGGCCCGUACAAUUAGCCGGAGGAGAACAGACAUUAUUUGCUGUUACACCCGAUGGAAAACUAUUUGCCACCGGCUAUGGUUGUGGUGGACGUUUGGGUGUUGGAGGUACAGAUUCUUGGGCUGUGCCGACUCUAGUAGCUUCUUUGCAACAUGUUUUCGUUAAGAAAGUAGCAGUUAAUUCGGGUGGCAAACAUUGCUUGGCUUUGACAACCGACGGUGAAGUGUAUUCUUGGGGAGAAGGAGAAGAUGGUAAAUUGGGCCAUGGAAAUCGCAUGAGUUAUGAUCGUCCUAAGUUAAUAGAUGAUCUCACCGGCAUAGGUAUAGUUGAUAUAGCCUGUGGCAGUGCUCAUUCAGCAGCUAUUACAUCAUCGGGUCAUGUUUUAACGUGGGGAAAAGGUCGUUAUGGCCGUUUGGGUCAUGGUGAUUCUGAAGAUCAAUUAAGGCCGAAAUUGGUAGAAGCCUUAUUAGGCUAUCGAGCCAUAGAUAUAGCUUGCGGUUCGGGAGAUGCUCAGACUUUGUGUAUAACAGACGACGAUAAUGUUUGGAGUUGGGGUGAUGGCGAUUAUGGCAAGCUGGGACGUGGUGGCUCAGAUGGUUGUAAAGUUCCUGUUAAAAUCGAAAGUUUAUCUGGUUUGGGUGUUAUUAAAGUUGAAUGCGGUUCACAAUUUUCGGUGGCUUUAACUAAAUCUGGUGCUGUCUACACCUGGGGUAAAGGCGAUUUUCAUCGUUUGGGCCAUGGCACAGUAGAUCACGUUAGACGCCCCAAAAAAGUUGCAGCUUUACAAGGCAAAAAAGUUGUUUCUAUUGCUACUGGCUCUUUGCACUGUGUAGCCUGUACAGAUAGUGGAGAAGUGUUUACUUGGGGUGAUAAUGAUGAAGGCCAACUGGGAGAUGGUACCGUAAGUGCCAUACAAAGACCGCGUCUGGUGCAGGCAUUGACGGGCAAACAUAUUGUUAAGGUGACAUGCGGCUCAGCUCAUACUUUGGCUCUCUCCACAUCUCAGCUAUCGGAAAGGGUACGGCCACCACCUAAUCCCCCCUUGGAGUAUGAUUUAGUAAGAGAUCUACCACCAGAAGAUUUACAUGCUCGUCUAGUAUUAUUACAUCACUUUUCGGAGUUGUUGUGCCCUUGUUUGGCCAUGUUACCCAUAACAGGUGAUCUAAGUUUGGGCGCCUUAAAAGAUGUCUUAGUUUAUACCAUUAAAGAGGCCGCCUUCCGUAAGGUUAUACAAACCACCAUGGUGAGAGAUAAACAGCAUGGUCCCGUUAUUGAAUUAAAUCGCAUACAAGUUAAACGUUCACGCAACAAGUCGGUCAAUGGUUUGGCCGGAGUUGAUGGCAUGAAAAGUGUAUUUGGUCAAAUGGUUCAAAAGUUACCGCUGCUAACACAAGAGGCUUUAUCCUUGCCGCAUCGUGUUUGGAAAGUUAAAUUUGUGGGUGAAUCGGUGGAUGAUUGUGGUGGCGGUUAUAGUGAAUCUAUUGCGGAAAUGUGUGAUGAAUUACAAAACGGCAGUGUUCCGCUGCUAAUAGGUACACCCAAUGGACGAGGAGAGGCAGGAGCCAAUCGUGAUUGUUUCCUUUUAGAUCCAACACUUACAUCAGUAUUACAAAUGAAUAUGUUCCGUUUUCUGGGCGUUCUAAUGGGUAUAGCGGUUAGAACGGGAUCACCCUUAAGUUUAAAUCUUGCCGAACCUGUUUGGCGUCAAUUGGCUGGCGAACAGCUGCGUCCUUCCGAUUUAACAGAAGUCGAUCGUGAUUAUGUUGCCGGUUUACUAUGCAUACGCAAUAUGGAUGAUGAUCCCAAGGUAUUCAGUACCUUAGAACUGCCCUUCUCUACUUCGUCUGCCAAAGGUCAUGAGGUGCCACUUUCAACACGUUAUACACGCAUAACACCACAAAAUCGCCAGGAAUAUGUACGUUUAGCUUUGAAUUUCCGUUUACAUGAAUUCGAUGAACAAGUUAAAGCCGUACGAGAUGGCAUGUCCAAAGUAAUACCCGUCCCUCUACUAUCAUUAUUCUCUGCCGCCGAACUGCAGGCCAUGGUCUGUGGUUCUCCCGAUAUACCGUUAGGUCUUCUUAAAUCCGUCGCCACCUAUAAGGGUUUCGAUCCCAAUUCGGCUAUCGUUCAAUGGUUUUGGGAAGUUAUGGAAGAGUUUUCGAAUCAGGAACGUUCUUUAUUUUUACGUUUCGUUUGGGGUCGCACUCGUCUACCACGCACAAUUGCCGAUUUUCGAGGCCGAGAUUUCGUUUUACAGGUUUUAGAGAAAAAUCCGCCCGAUCACUUUUUACCCGAAAGCUAUACCUGUUUCUUUUUGUUAAAGAUGCCAAGAUACUCGUGUAAAGCCGUUUUAUUGGAAAAACUAAAAUAUGCCAUACAUUUUUGCAAAAGCAUUGAUACUGAUGAAUAUGCCCGUGUUGCUAUGGGCGAUCCCACCGAAGCAACCGGCAGCGAAGAUAAUAGUGACUUAGAAUCAGUAGCAUCAAACGAAGUUUAAAAAUUAAAAAAAACUUACAAAAAUGAUCAAAAAUUAUAAAAUAUAAAAUGAACAAACAGAAAAUUAAUAUUAUAC
Lucilia cuprina (Australian sheep blowfly) is the source of this 15541-nucleotide messenger RNA. RefSeq names its product probable E3 ubiquitin-protein ligase HERC2 (gene HERC2). Gene Ontology annotation, biological process: protein ubiquitination. NCBI's taxonomy places the organism in Eukaryota, Metazoa, Arthropoda, Insecta, Diptera, Calliphoridae. The transcript has 13 exons. The coding region runs from base 338 to 15466 and encodes 5042 amino acids. Gene Ontology annotation, molecular function: ubiquitin-protein transferase activity; metal ion binding. The record is from RefSeq and is a predicted model, not a curated record.